UGUACGUCUUUCCGGCGGAAGCUGUUGAAUAGCCUCAGUCGAACUACACUUCCUACCGUGUCUCAACGCCGAGUCCGUCACCAUUCACUCUAUGGAUCGAGAGAAACAAUGAAAGGUGAGUGAGUCAGUAUGCCUGAUGUAUGUGUUUCAGAGAAGGCCAUGGCUCGAGGGCAGCAGAAGAUCCAGUCUCAACAGAAGAACGCAAAGAAAGCAGCCGAGAAGAAGAAAGCUCAAGGAGCGGAUCAGAAGACCGCAGCCAAAGCAGCUCUGGUCCACACGUGUCCUGUCUGCAAGACACAGAUGCCAGACCCCAAGACCUUUAAACAGCAUUUUGAAAGCAAACACCCAAAAUCUCCUAUGCCUCCUGAGCUGGUGGAUGUUCAAGCCUAAAGGACGCAAUAAACCAACAUGGACCUAAAACAGGGUCAUCUCAUAAUUAUGGUCCAAUUUUCAGACCCUGGGGAAAGGAGAAUUAUUCGACCUGGCUUGACUUGCUGUAUAACAUUGACCAUGAAUCAUGUGGACACAACAACAAGGAGAUCUUAGGACGGACUCGAGCACACCAGCGCACACAUUGUUUUAUAUUUUUAUAUGUGCAUAUUGCUUCCAUCAUUUUCGAGUGUGCUGUGAAUUAAAACCGUCUCAUUGUCAUGUGCUCAAACUUGACACAUUUAUUCACCAAUGCCCCACUUCACAAUAUGUCCCUGUCCCCAUUUUGAUUUUUUUUUUAAUGGACUAGGUGCUACAAUGCAUCAAACUGUAUGUGCCCUGAUCUUUUAACUGUGAACCACAAUGGAGAGGUCCACCAAUGUGUGUGUUGUUAUUAGUACAGACCAGGAUUGGAAUUGAUAUUCAUUGAUUGACAUGUUCAAAUUGAUUACAAAUUCUGUAAAUCUGCACCUGUUAAAGAAGUCAGAAUAAUGAGUCCGGGCCCAUGGAUACACUUUUGUUACUUUGUUUUCUAAAGUUUUCAAUAAAUGUAUAUGCAUAUAGUCCA
Messenger RNA from Carassius gibelio (silver crucian carp), 997 nucleotides. RefSeq names its product zinc finger protein 706. The record is from RefSeq and is a predicted model, not a curated record. Bases 130 to 390 code for a protein of 86 amino acids. NCBI's taxonomy places the organism in Eukaryota, Metazoa, Chordata, Actinopteri, Cypriniformes, Cyprinidae. The transcript has 4 exons.